ACCGCCGCAGCUGCCAACCCUGCCGGCCGGGACGCUGAUGCCAAUGAGAAGCCUGGGGCACAGCCUGAUGCCCGAAACACGGAGCCGGGCACAGAGAUGGAGGAGAAGGACUACAGCGAGACGGACGGGCUCUCUGACAAAACAACUCCCAGCAAGACCCAGAAGUCCCCCCAGAAAACCACCAAGAAAGUGAAGAGCACGCUCUGCAGAGUCACCCUGCUCGAUGGCUCCGAGUACGAGUGCGAGGUGGAGAAGCACGCCCGAGGCCAGGUCCUCUUUGACAUGGUGUGUGAGCACCUCAACCUCCUGGAGAAGGACUACUUCGGCCUCACCUUCUGUGACUCGGACAGCCAGAAGAACUGGCUGGACCCCUCCAAGGAGAUCAAGAAGCAGAUCCGCAGCGGGCCCUGGAACUUCGCCUUCACUGUGAAGUUUUACCCUCCAGACCCUGCCCAACUCACGGAGGACAUCACAAGAUACUACCUGUGCCUGCAGCUCCGCGCGGACAUCAUCACGGGGCGCCUGCCCUGCUCCUUCGUCACACACGCCCUGCUGGGCUCCUACGCCGUGCAGGCCGAGCUGGGCGACUACGAUGCCGAGGAGCACGUGGGCAACUACGUCAGCGAGCUCCGCUUCGCCCCCAACCAGACGCGGGAGCUGGAGGAGCGCAUCAUGGAGCUGCACAAGACCUACCGGGGAAUGACCCCCGGGGAAGCGGAGAUCCACUUCCUGGAGAACGCCAAGAAGCUCUCCAUGUAUGGGGUGGACCUGCACCAUGCUAAGGACUCGGAGGGCAUCGACAUCAUGCUGGGCGUCUGCGCCAACGGCCUCCUCAUCUACAGGGACCGGCUGAGGAUCAACCGCUUCGCCUGGCCCAAGAUCCUCAAAAUUUCCUACAAGAGGAGCAACUUCUACAUCAAGAUCCGCCCGGGUGAGCCUCUGCCCCAAGAGUCCCAAGUGAAUGACCAUGCUGGCCAAGAGAGCACAUCUCCUGUGGCGCUGGUGUCCCCAGAGCCCCCUCCCAAGGGCUUCUUGGUGAUGGGCUCCAAGUUCCGCUACAGCGGGCGGACGCAGGCGCAGACGCGGCAGGCCAGCGCCCUCAUCGACCGCCCGGCUCCCUUCUUCGAGCGCUCCUCCAGCAAACGGUACACCAUGUCUCGCAGCCUUGACGGAG
Messenger RNA from Tauraco erythrolophus (red-crested turaco), 1174 nucleotides. The record is from RefSeq and is a predicted model, not a curated record. NCBI's taxonomy places the organism in Eukaryota, Metazoa, Chordata, Aves, Musophagiformes, Musophagidae.